This is a messenger RNA of Cyphomyrmex costatus, 1460 nucleotides long. RefSeq names its product fructose-bisphosphate aldolase (gene Ald1). Gene Ontology annotation, biological process: glycolytic process. Gene Ontology annotation, molecular function: fructose-bisphosphate aldolase activity. The coding region runs from base 78 to 1175 and encodes 365 amino acids. The record is from RefSeq and is a predicted model, not a curated record. The transcript has 5 exons. NCBI's taxonomy places the organism in Eukaryota, Metazoa, Arthropoda, Insecta, Hymenoptera, Formicidae.
ACUCCAACCAUUAGGUGGAUUAUAACAGGCGCUCGCGCAGCUUCCAUAUACGAAUUGGUCUUCAUUUGCAUUAGAAAAUGGUUGUGGAAAAGUAUAGCAAGCUCGAACCUGAGCUGAAAGAAGAAUUACGGACGAUCGCCCAACAGAUCGUGACACCUGGUAGAGGUAUCCUGGCUGCUGAUGAGUCGACUACAACGAUUGGCAAACGUCUUCAGGACAUCAACGUUGAAAAUACUGAGGAAAAUCGUAGGGCUUACAGGCAAUUACUUUUCACUACAGCAAAAGAUGUUAUUGGACAGCACAUUUCUGGAGUGAUCCUCUUCCAUGAGACUCUCUAUCAAAAGGCCGACGACGGUACGCCGUUUGUCGAAUUACUGAAGCAACGCAACAUCAUCCCUGGUAUUAAAGUCGACAAGGGUGUCGUUCCUCUCUUCGGUACAGAUAACGAAUGUACAACCCAGGGUCUUGACGACCUUCAAGAGCGUUGUAUCCAGUAUAAAAAGGAUGGAUGUCACUUCGCUAAGUGGCGAUGCGUGUUGAAGAUCACGAAAGAUACCCCAAGCAAACUCGCCAUCCUAGAGAACGCCAACGUGUUGGCCCGUUACGCUUCAAUCUGUCAGAGCGCUAGGAUCGUACCCAUCGUAGAGCCUGAAAUCCUUCCUGACGGUGAUCAUGAUCUUAUUCGUUGUCAAAAAGUUACAGAAGAGGUUCUUGCGGCCGUUUACAAGGCACUCUCAGAUCACCACGUAUAUCUCGAAGGAACGCUGCUAAAGCCUAAUAUGGUGACUCCAGGUCAGAGCUAUUCGACGAGAGCGACUCCUCAGGAAAUCGGUGCCGCUACGGUAACAGCGCUGUUACGUACUGUGCCACCAGCGGUACCUGGCAUUACUUUCCUUAGCGGUGGUCAAUCUGAGGAAGAGGCAUCAGUCAAUCUUGACGCUAUUAAUAAAUACCCGGCAAAGAAACCUUGGGCAUUAACUUUCAGUUAUGGACGCGCUCUUCAGGCUUCCGUACUUCGUGCUUGGCAAGGCAAAAUCGACAAGGUCGCUGCCGGUCAAGAGGAGUUGCUUAAGAGAGCUAAGGCUAACAGUGAAUCGGCACUUGGCAAAUACACGGGUGGUGUGACUGGUGCUGCGGGAGACACGGCACUUUUCGUCGCUAAUCACGCAUAUUAGACUAAUCCAUAAAGAAAUUCGACACUAUUAGAAAUAUAAAAUUGAACAGUCAUUCGAGAUACCUCGUAGUAUCUUCGUCAUCAUCCCUUCCUUUGAAGUCACGAAAACGAAAAUGAUUUUUCCGAGGAUGAUCGCAGCGCAUACGAAGCGUCUGUUUCCAAGAAGAUUAAUUGUUCUUUUCUUGUUUUAAUAUAAAUAUUCUUAAUUUAGUAAUUGUUUCUUACGUAUGUAAUCGUAGAUUUUUAAUUGAGUUUUAACAAAUAAAUUUGUUAUGUUAAUUUAUAU